AUGAUCUCAGAAUUAAAGGCAGUUGGUAUAUCUCUUUGUAUUUCAGUAACAUUUAUAUCAAUUUUCUACGUUCAGAAGCUAAUUGCACCAUCUGUUAAGAAGUCUACGUAUAGAUUAACCGUAAUAUUUUUAGCAUUCUUAGUCAACUUCGCAAUACUUAUGCAUUACGAUGCCGUUCAUCCUGUUUAUGCAUUUGGUGACUCAGUUUGCUCGCUUUUAUUUAUUUUAACGACAGUUUGUUUAUUCAUCGGCCCAAUAUUCCAAAAUUAUUUCAAAUUUAUGUCGAGAUAUAACAUUGUUAAGGAUAAGAAUGGAUUUUUAAAGAAUAAUUUGCGUAGUUUUAUAUACGAUUUUCCAAUAAUUGAUGUGAUCAUUGCUCCAGCGCUUGAAGAACUAUUAUACAGAUAUGCAGGUGGCAAUCUCUGGCUUAAAGCAAAUAUAUCAGAUCUCAAAGUCAUCUUUUUAAGUCCGUUAAUUUUUGGAGUGGCACAUUUUCAUCAUUUCUUCGAAUUACACGGACCAUGGCAAAAAAGAUUGAUUAAGUGCAUCAUCCAAGUCGGAUUUACUUCGCUAUUUGGCUUUUGGACAACAUUUUGUUGGAUCAAAACACACGGCCUUUUAACAUGCAUGAUUUUGCAUGGUUUUUGCAAUUAUAUGCAGUUCCCAGACUUUGCUGAAGCCUUGAAUUGGCCAAAUCUUUCACAAAGAAAAGUUCUGUAUACAUCUUACAUUUCUGGUAUAAUUAUAUAUGUUCUUUUAACAUACAUCAUCGCAAAAUAUUAA
Molecule: messenger RNA, 783 nt
Organism: Trichomonas vaginalis G3
Lineage: Eukaryota; Parabasalia; Trichomonadida; Trichomonadidae
Product: Clan U, family U48, CaaX prenyl peptidase 2-like
Exons: 1
Coding region: 1-783 (260 amino acids)
Biological process (GO): CAAX-box protein processing
Cellular component (GO): endoplasmic reticulum membrane
Molecular function (GO): metalloendopeptidase activity
Source: RefSeq, a predicted model, not a curated record